This is a messenger RNA of Anolis sagrei ordinatus, 1524 nucleotides long. It is a transcript of the gene BSDC1, whose product is annotated as BSD domain containing 1. The record is from RefSeq and is a predicted model, not a curated record. Lineage: Eukaryota; Metazoa; Chordata; Lepidosauria; Squamata; Anolidae. Gene Ontology annotation, cellular component: cytoplasm.
GCCGCCGGAAGCGACCGUGCUUGGAGGGGCGGGUCCGUGGCCAGUAAAUAUUGGUGACGUCAGGCUGCCAAGAUGGCGGAGGGGGAAGAUGGAGGCUGGUGGCGGAGCUGGCUGCAGCAAAGCCUUCAAACAGUCAAAGAGAAGUCCACAGAGGCCUUGGAGUUCAUGAAGCGAGACCUGACAGAAUUCACACAGGUGGUCCAGCAUGACACAGCCUGCACGAUUGCGGCCACUGCCAGCGUGGUCAAAGAGAAACUGGCAACAGAGAACUCCUCGGGUGCCACUGAAAAGGUGAGGAAAGGGCUCUCCAACUUCCUGGGUGUCAUCUCAGACACAUUUGCCCCUUCGCCGGAUAAGACCAUUGACUGUGACGUCAUAACGCUGAUGGCCACCCCUUCGGGGACAACGGAAUUGUACGACAGUGCCAAGGCACGGCUAUACAGCCUUCAGUCGGACCCAGCCACUUAUUGCAAUGAACCUGAUGGACCCUCUCAACUUUUUGAGGCCUGGCUUUCACACUUCAACCUGGAGGAGAAAAAGGGGGAGAUCUCGGACUUGCUGGUGAACAGUCCUUCCAUCCGCUCCCUCUACUCCAAGAUGGUCCCAGCAGCAGUCUCCCACUCAGAGUUCUGGCAGCGCUAUUUCUACAAAGUCCAUCAGUUGGAGCAGGAGGAGGUCCGAAGGGAGGCCCUCAAGCAGCGAGCGGAGCAGAGCGUUCACUUAGAGGAGCCCAGAUGGGAGGAGGAAGAAGAGGAGUUUCUAGGGUCGUCGUCGUCAUCUCCCCAGCCCCACACGCAGCCUCCCUAUGAGGCAAAGCCUGCCCCUGUCUUGACAACAGAGGUCACUCCAACCCUGGAGGUAUCCAUGGAAAGCUGGGCCACGCUCAGCCCUACCCCGGCCGAGGCCACCCCAUCCGAAAGCAGCGAGAGUGUCUCCUUGAUGACGCAGGUCACAAACCCAGCUUCAGCCGCCGCCACUGCACCCGCCCUGCCCACACAGACUGACGCCCAGCUCUCCGGGGCAGGGGACCUCUCCCCACGGCUGCAGGAAGCCCCCAGAGAAGAGUCCAAGACAGCAGAGCCCACACAGCCCGCCUCAAUGCCCCAGGAUGAGAAACCUUCGCCAGAGAAGCAGCCCAAGGAGGUGGCUGAAAGUAAGGGGCAAAGCCGGACGGACGGUCCCCGAGAGGAAGGACCGAUGGACCUACGACUCUUCGAGCUUAACUCAGACAGCGGAAAAUCCACUCCUUCCAACAAUGGGAAAAAAGGUUCAAGCACAGACGUCAGCGAGGAUUGGGAGAAGGACUUUGAUCUGGACAUGACCGAAGAAGAGGUUCAGCUGGCCCUCUCCAAGGCGGACAUCACUGGGGAGCUGGAUGAUGAAGAAUGGGCAGACUGGGAGUAGCAGCCGGGGCCCUCACUUCCUGCGCAGCAGCAGCAGCAGCAGCGCAUCCUGGCCCCUUCUCCGGCGCCCCACACACCCCUCCGCACCAUCCAAUGUGAAUUAAAUCACAGAGCAACCGGC